Aethalodelphis obliquidens (Pacific white-sided dolphin) is the source of this 4891-nucleotide messenger RNA. RefSeq names its product zinc finger and AT-hook domain containing (gene ZFAT). Gene Ontology annotation, biological process: positive regulation of transcription by RNA polymerase II. Lineage: Eukaryota; Metazoa; Chordata; Mammalia; Artiodactyla; Delphinidae. The coding region runs from base 414 to 4184 and encodes 1256 amino acids. Gene Ontology annotation, cellular component: nucleus. The transcript is spliced from 17 exons. The record is from RefSeq and is a predicted model, not a curated record.
GCACUGUGAAGACUCCCAAUCCUCCAAUCUGCGUUCCACGCCUCUCGUUAGCCCCUUCCCAGGAGAGGCUCAAAACCCGGAGCUACGGAAUCUGCGGAGCGGGACACAAAGCACGACCGCCGGAGCCGAGCAUGCGCAGUAGCCCAGCCCAGCCCGGCCGCUCUCGCCGCUGGGGGAGGGUCAUCCAAGCCUGACGUCCGCGACGCCGUCGUCAGCGCCCCGGGAAGAGGAGGGCGAAGACUCCAUCCGCCAUGUUGGAUGCCGCAGAUUCGCCAUAACCGCGCCGGCUCUUUUCUUAAAAAAAUAAAAAUAAAAAGCGAAGCAUCAGCGGAGCGCCCCGCCUUCUCGGUCGGCGCGGGAGGGGGCCCAGAAGAGCCCGAGGCUUUUUUUUCCUCCGCGGUGGGGGCGUUGCCAUGGAGACGCGGGCGGCAGAAAACCCAGCCAUCUUCAUGUGUAAAUGUUGUAACCUUUUCUCACCAAGUCAAUCGGAACUCCUCUCCCACGUUUCUGAGAAGCACGCAGAAGAGGGGGUUAAUGUGGAUGAGAUCAUCAUUCCCCUGAGGCCUCUGAGUACCCCUGAACCCACCAACCCAGGCAAGACCGGAGAUGAGUUUUCGGUCAUGAAGAGGAAGAGAGGCAGGCCAAAGGGGUCCACGAAGAAGGCCAGCCCCGAAGAGGAACUGACGGAAAACAACGUUAUUCCCAGCGGGGACAGCCCGCGGGCCCCCGAGGGAGGGGGCAGCCUGACUCCCAGCAGCCUGGAGUGCAGCAAGUGCUGCCGGAAGUUCUCCAACCCACGCCAGCUGCGGAAGCAUAUCUGCAUCAUCGUGCUGGACCUGGGCGAGGAGGAGGGAGAGGCCGGUAACGAAUCUGACCUUGAACUGGAGAAGAAGUAUAAGGAAGAUGAUCGAGAAAAGGCCCCGAAGAGACUGCGGACUCAGAGAGUGGAGAAAGUCCAGAAGGUCUGCUCGGGAAAAGAGGCCGCGCAGAUCUCCGGAGCCAAGAAGCCCAUCAUAAGUGUGGUUUUAACGGCUCAUGAAGUGAUUCCAGGUGCUACCAAGAUUGUUCCGGUGGAGGCUGGGCCCCCGGAAGCAGGAGCCGCAGACCCCGAGGCCGCGGUGGCCGACCUGGCGCCCCGGAGAGGGUACCAGGAGUACGCCAUCCAGCAGACACCCUAUGAGCAGCCCAUGAAGUCGAGCAGGCUCGGGCCCACCCAGCUCAAGAUCUUCACCUGUGAGUACUGCAACAAGGUCUUCAAGUUCAAGCACUCGCUGCAGGCCCACCUGCGGAUCCACACCAACGAGAAGCCGUACAAGUGCUCCCAGUGCAGCUACGCCAGCGCCAUCAAGGCCAACCUCAACGUGCACCUGCGCAAGCACACGGGCGAGAAGUUCGCCUGCGACUGCUGUUCCUUCACCUGCCUGAGCAAGGGCCACCUCAAGGUGCACGUGGAGCGGGUGCACAAGAAGAUCAAGCAGCACUGCCGCUUCUGCAAGAAGAAGUACUCGGAUGUCAAGAACCUCAUCAAGCACAUCCGCGACGCGCACGACCCGCAGGACAAGAAGGUCCAGGAGGCCCUGGACGAGCUCUGCCUGAUGACCAGGGAGGGCAAGCGGCAGCUGCUCUACGACUGCCACAUCUGCGAGCGCAAGUUCAAGAACGAGCUGGACCGCGACCGCCACAUGCUGGUCCACGGUGACAAGUGGCCCUUCGCCUGCGAGCUCUGCGGCCACGGGGCCACCAAGUACCAGGCGCUGGAGCUGCACGUCAGGAAGCACCCGUUCGUGUACGUCUGCGCCCUCUGCCUCAAGAAGUUCGUCAGUUCCAUCCGCCUGCGCGCCCACAUCAAGGAGGCGCACGGGGCCGCCCAGGAGACCCUGGUCUUCACCAGCUCCAUCAACCAGAGCUUCUGCCUCCUGGGGCCCGGCGGGGACAUCCAGCAGGAGGCCCUGGGCGGGCAGCUGCAGCUGGCGGAAGAGGAGUUUGUGUUCCAGGGGGUGAACGCACCCAAGGAGGCGGCCGGCGCUGGGGACGCUCGUCCCGAGGAGGGGUCCGAGGCCCCAACAGAGGUGCCCGCCGUGCCUGUGUGCUCGGCCGCCGCCCAGGCAGACAGCGCCGCCCCAGCACCCUGCGAGCUGGCGGCCUCUGCGGUGUCCUCCGACCUUUGUCGGCACGCGGUGGUUUCCGAUGAGUUCCUGUUGAAGAGUGAUCCCUCCUCUGCCGAGGCUCUGGCUGCUCCGGAGAAGACCUUGCACACCCAGCAGGGAGGCUCCAGUCCAGCUCAGGGCCAGGACGUCGCACCACUGCUGUCCAAGGCCAAAGGCGCCGCAGCAAACCCGGAAGCCCAGGGCGCCAAGAACCCCCCAGCUGAAGGGCAGCAAGUGGCUGCCCUCCCAUCCGAUGGCCCAGAUCCCGGUAGGGGUCUCAGGGCAAACCCAGCCGAGGCCUCAGACCCUCCUCCGGGAGCUGGUGGGAGGGACGCGGCCCUGUGCCGGCCUGACUCUUGCACGCCCCUCCCCGAGCACCGGGCGGGCAUCACUGCGUUCAUGAAGAUCCUGGACAGUUUACAGAAGAGGCGCAUGAAUACCGGCCUGUGCGAGAGGAUCCGGAAGGUGUAUGGCGACCUGGAGUGCGAAUACUGUGGCAAACUUUUUUGGUACCAAGUGCAUUUUGACAUGCAUGUCCGCACCCACACCCGGGAACAUCUGUAUUAUUGCUCCCAGUGUCAUUAUUCUUCCAUCACCAAAAACUGCCUUAAACGCCAUGUAAUUCAGAAACACAGUAACAUCUUGCUGAAGUGUCCCACUGACGGCUGUGACUACUCGACUCCAGAUAAAUAUAAGCUGCAGGCACAUCUUAAAGUUCACACAGAGCUGGACAAAAGGAGUUAUUCUUGUCCUGUGUGUGAAAAGUCUUUUUCAGAAGAUCGACUGAUAAAGUCACAUAUCAAGACCAACCAUCCCGAGGUUUCCAUGAGCACCAUUUCCGAGGUUCUCGGGAGGAGGGUGCAGCUGAAAGGGCUCAUUGGAAAGAGAGCCAUGAAAUGCCCGUAUUGUGAUUUCUAUUUCAUGAAGAAUGGCUCAGACCUUCAGCGUCAUAUUUGGGCUCAUGAAGGUGUGAAGCCCUUCAAAUGUUCUUUGUGUGAGUAUGCAACUCGUAGCAAGAGUAACCUCAAGGCUCAUAUGAACCGUCAUAGCACUGAGAAGACCCACCUAUGUGACAUGUGUGGCAAGAAAUUCAAGUCAAAAGGGACAUUGAAAAGUCACAAGCUCCUUCACACUGCUGACGGGAAGCAGUUCAAGUGCACGGUGUGUGACUACACAGCAGCCCAGAAGCCACAGCUGCUGCGGCACAUGGAGCAGCACGCCUCCUUCAAGGCCGUCCGCACUCCUCGGCUCGUGGCCCCUUCGUCUUGUCUUCAAAGCCAGCCUUUCCGCUGCGCCCAUUGCCACUACUCAUGCAACAUCUCGGGCUCCCUGAAGCGGCACUACAACAGGAAACACCCCAACGAGGAGUACACCAACGUGGGCACCGGGGAGCUGGCGGCCGACGCACUCAUCCAGCAAGGUUGUUUGAAGUGUCCUGUGUGCAGCUUCGUCUAUGGCACCAAAUGGGAGUUCAACAGGCACUUGAAGAACAAGCAUGGCCUGAAGUUGGUGGAGAACGAAGGAGAUCCCAAGUGGGAGCCAGCAACAGAAACUCCGGAGGAGCCCUCCACCCAGUACCUGCAUAUCACCGAAGCCGAAGAGGACGUCCAGGGCACACAGGCAGCGGUGGCUGCCCUCCAGGACCUGAGAUACACCUCAGACAGUGGUGACCGACUUGACCCCACGGCUGUAAACAUCCUCCAGCAGAUCAUCGAGCUGGGCACCGAGACCCACGACGCCACUGCCGUUGCCUCGGUGGUUGCCAUGGCGCCCGGGACGGUGACUGUCGUGAAGCAGGUCACGGACGAGGAGCCCAGUUCCAACCACACGGUCAUGAUCCAGGAGACCCUCCAGCAGGCCUCCGUGGAGCUGGCUGAGCAGCAUCACUUGGUGGUGUCCUCCGACGACGUGGAGGGCAUUGAGACGGUAACCGUCUACACGCAGGGCGGGGAGGCCUCGGAGUUCAUCGUCUACGUGCAGGAGGCCGUGCAGCCCGUGGAGGAGCAGGCCGUGGGGCAGCCGGCCCCGGAGCUCUAGAGGACACGCAGUGUGGGACAGCGCCACGGGGCAGGGCUGCCGGCCUCUGUGCAGCCCCCGGGACAGCCAGGGCGGGGAGGCCCCAGAGAAGUGCUCUCCCAGGCUCUCCUCUGCGCUGUCCACCCUGGCGGCCGCGUGGGGCUCUCCUGGCCCGGCUUUGGGUGGGCGAGGGAUCGGCAUCACCAGCGACACAGGAGCGCUGCCCCCAGCACAGGCACACGCACCUUCCCCCCGCGUCGUCUGCUUCCAGAAAGACCUGUGCCUCAACUCCCCAAACAUGGCCCGUACCGCAUAGCCCCUUUGCUUCAAGUGUCGAACAGAGACCCCCAAUUCUCAUCGGCGUCUUCCCUGAAUCACAGCCUAACUCCUUGACCCCUGUCUGGGUGCCGAAUCUUUACCUGGGACUGCUCUGCAGCCUGGUAACCAGGAGACAGCUGUCAGAGAAAGCGACCUUAACGGUGUUUGAAUCACCUGUGAGAGAAAAGAGGGGAGGGGUUAUCUACACAGUUCCACCCUCCUCAGGCCUCAAGGGCGCUUAUUAUCAUGUGAAGUAAUGAUGGUUUGACGGCCCUCCCGCUCCCAUCACACGUGGUGGUCUCAGCUUACUAUCUUGGAAUUCUUUUGCUUUUAAAAUAAAUGCACUUUCUCCUAUUCACCUCCUACUCUAUGGAGGUGAGUUGGAUAGAAUAAAAGCAUUCUCUGCCUGA